AUGUCCGGCCCGUACAGCCAGUUCCUGGAUCUCGACAACACCCGGGAUCCGUACGCCUUCGAGGAUCCAGACAUCUUCCAGGACCCAAUCCUCAACGACAUGUCUCUCUUCGGACCUGAUGAGUACCAGCAGUCAUACAACCCUCAGUCGCAGUACCAGCAACCAUACAACCCCCCUCAGUCGCAGUAUCAGUCGCCAUACACGAACAACUUCCAGCAGUCGAACUACCAGUCUCCAUACAACAACAACCCCUACCAGCAACCCUUGAACAAUAACGCCUGCAUCCAUCCUCCCCCUCCUCCCCAACAGACGCUCACCGAAACCGCAGAGCCCCUCUCCAAACGUCUCCGAUCUCGUCACCCAAAGCCCAUCCCCGUCCCCGCUCGCUCAACGACACCCGACGGUGAACCCCCCUACCACCUAACCCUCUUCUCCUCCCACAACCUCCCAGGCACAGUCUCCUCCCUCCUAACAGCCCACCUCCAAGUCCCCCUCUACACAACCCUCGAAGAGCGCACCCGCCGCGAGAACGAAAUCAAGCACCUCUUCUCCGCCAACACAAACACAACUCUCCCCCCUCCCUCGCCGCGCGUGAAGAAUCUCCCAGACCUCACCGACUCCUCCUCCUCGGCCACAAAGAUCUACAAAAUCCGCGCCGCCCCCUGCCCCCCCGAGAUUACCUCCCUCCCCCCUCAACCCGACCUCGGCAAAUUCAUCAAAAUCGACGAUUCUCUCGGCCCCAAAGACGACCCCCGGCGCAUACAGGCAAUGGACUACAACAACCACCUGGCAGCCUUGCGCCUCCGCAACCUCAAGAACCGCAACAACGUCGCCGCGAUGCGCAGCCGGAACCGGCGUGACAGGGCAGCGGUGCUCCGCGCCGAGGAGGCGAGCUUCGCGAAGGCGGAGUGUCGGUACUGGAAGGCCAAGGCUAUCGCUGCUGGCGCGGACCCAAAGGGUUGGGAGUAUUUGCCGGAUGUGGCCAAGGAGGCCGUCGCUGCGGAUUACCGUAUUGACGCGUUGGAUUUCUUCCAGGAUGUGGGCGAGGUUGCGCCUGCUACGCCCAAGAAGGUCCUCAAGAGAAAGCGUUGA
Molecule: messenger RNA, 1092 nt
Organism: Colletotrichum paranaense
Lineage: Eukaryota; Fungi; Ascomycota; Sordariomycetes; Glomerellales; Glomerellaceae
Exons: 1
Coding region: 1-1092 (363 amino acids)
Biological process (GO): regulation of DNA-templated transcription
Molecular function (GO): DNA-binding transcription factor activity
Source: RefSeq, a predicted model, not a curated record